CUGCGGCUGUGUAUAUUGUGUGCCGGCAAAAAAAGCAAUGAAUUUAUUUGAGGAGCUGGAUACAUUGGAUCCCAGCUCCAAGCUGGUGCCUCCGCGCAUAGAGACACCAACACCACACAAAGUCGCUGUCCUGAUACUGCUAAAACAGUAUGUGAAGGAAAAAAAGAGCUCCAUGGACACGGGGAUAACGAUGCGUCCGCAACGGCGUCGCAUGUUUUGCAUGCUAAUGUUCAAGCUGGUCCAGGAAGCAGACAUGACGUACAAUGAGCUGCACAAUAUGCUGACCACGCGUCCCUACAAACUCGAUAAUCUGAUGCUGGAAUCGUUCGAGAAAGCCAUGUCCGAGUUCUGUGGCACGGCCAGCCUUGAGGCGUUGUUCGAUUUUGCGGAAAUGCAGAACAUAGACACGCUGCUCAACGAGGACUACGGCGUCAGCCAAUUCAGCAUGGUGGGCGUCUAUGUGCGACGCAUUGCCGUCGUCCUGGAGCGCUUCACCUUCGCCGAAAUGAUGUGCAUGUACCGAAACACUUGCGCGUACUAUGAACGCGGCAUUCGCGCCCUCGCAGCUGGGCCACGCAAGCUGAUCGCCGGCGGAGUGCUGCACCGAGCGGACACGCCGCCGCCGGCGGCAGUAGAUGCCGUAAAGCCGGAGCAGAGCGAGAGCAUGGAGAGCAAUUCGCUCAGCAAGUGGGCGCCCAAGCAGGCGAAAUUCUUUAUUAACAAACAGUCGGAGCUGCUGGACAACGACGAGAGCAGCGCCCUGUCGCCCAAGGAGCUGCAGCGCAAGGUGCAGGAAAUCAUACAGGAUCUGCCACUAAAUACGACCGCCUAUUUCCUCGGCUACAUGAAUCAGUUGCGCGUCCGCGACUAUUACAAUGCGUUAGCGGCGCUGCAUCGGGCUCUGGAUCGAUCCCCGGUGCGUCUGAUGAGCCAGGAGAAGGGCUAUCAGUACUUUUGCAUUAAUUUGGCCGUGCUGCACGCCGCCUUUGGGCAUCGCGACGAGGCCUUGGCCGCGCUCAGGGAAAGCAUUAUGCUCGCCCAGGAGCAUGGCGACAAGCGCAGCCUCAAUCUGGCCAACACCUGGCACUGCCUGCUCCGCGACGAACUCCCGCUCUCGUAUGUGCAGCGCAGCGUGGCCGACAUCAGCGAUGCGGACGGAAAUAUGCUGCAGAACUAUACGCUGGCCCUGCACUUUGCCGUCAAGCUGGGCACCGUCGCCGGCUAUCAGCCGUUGCGUCUGUUCGAUCUGCUGCAGCACAGCGACCAGCUGACCAAUCGCAACAAUCUGUCCAAUCAUGCCUCCGAAGCGCUGGCGCUGCGCAGCGCCGUCUGGUGCGCCUAUGGCCGGCACGAGCUGUCCGCUUUGUAUGCCCAGCUGUUGUUGUCGGUGCGGCAGCGCUUCAAUAGCGGCGGAUCGGCGGGAUUGGGCAGCGCUCUGGCCAGCUAUGCCAUGUGGCUGCAUCUGCAGGGCGAGCUGCGUCUCGCCCGGGUCCUGCUGCAUCGGGCGCGCGAGCAACUGCCGCGCAUGCCCAGCGCGGAGUCCUGGAUGAUCAGCCAGUGUCAUGUGAUCAUACAGUCGGGAAUUUAUCGCUGUCGCUGGCACGACGCUUUCAAGGCCUGCGAUCAGCUGCAUCUGCUCGAUGCGGCGGCUGCAAUGCAGCAGCGUGCCGCCAUCUAUGUGGCCAAACGUGAGUUCUAUAAUGCACGCCGGCUGCUGGACAAGUUGGCCGCCAAGUCGGAGCUACCCUUUCUGCUGAGGAUGCGCGUCCAGGUGCUGCUCGCCUAUUGCAGCCUGGCCGAAGGCAAUUUCUCCAGCGAGGCGGUGACGCUGCUGCUACGCGUCGCCGAGGAUAUGUCGGACUCACAGAUGGACUACGAGCUGGCCAUGGUGGACAUGCUGCUGGCGCAGGUCCUGCUGAUGCUGUUCAUGCCGCAGAAGGCCUACCAGGCCAUCAAACGCAGCAUGGACGACAUUCACAUCAAUGGCGGCCUAUACGAACGGGCCAAGACCGACUUCGUCUUUGUGCGCUGCCUGCUCUCCAUCAAAGAUGCGGAUGCGCGCAAGCCGCAACUCCUCAAAUCCCUCGACAUACUCGAACGUGCGGCGCAAUCCUUUAAGCAGCUGUCGGCCCACGCCAAGGUGCUCGAUGUCUACGUCUUUCUGGCGCAGCGCUUCAACGAAUAUGGAGAGCGCGGCCUGCGCAACAAAUAUGCCGGCGAAUUCCGGCGCUAUUUCAUGGAGCAUCCCAUUCCGCGCGAGUACCUGGGCGGGCCGUAGACAAAUCUCCAGCUGUUAACUCUUAAUAAACGUAUUUUUUAUUAAUUUCUUUAAA
Messenger RNA from Drosophila montana, 2333 nucleotides. RefSeq names its product anaphase promoting complex subunit 5 ida (gene ida). Gene Ontology annotation, molecular function: protein binding. The transcript is spliced from 2 exons. Gene Ontology annotation, biological process: anaphase-promoting complex-dependent catabolic process; protein K11-linked ubiquitination; positive regulation of mitotic metaphase/anaphase transition. The coding region runs from base 38 to 2278 and encodes 746 amino acids. NCBI's taxonomy places the organism in Eukaryota, Metazoa, Arthropoda, Insecta, Diptera, Drosophilidae. Gene Ontology annotation, cellular component: anaphase-promoting complex. The record is from RefSeq and is a predicted model, not a curated record.